CUUUUGGAGUGGUGGAAAGGGAGUGAAACUAGGUACCUAUGCUUGCUCUUAUUGCAAAGGAUAUUUUUGUGAUUCCAAGCUCAACAGUGGCUAGGGAAUCUGCCUUUAGUUUGGGUAAAAGGGUCAUUGAUACUUUUAGAAGUAGUUUGAGUCCAAAAAUGGUUGACGCAUUAGUAUGCACGAAUGAUUGGCUUAGAGCGGAGGAGUUCUCUUUUUAUAAGGAUCCAACUAAUGAUGAACUUGAUUUAUAUAAAGAAAUUGAAGAAAUUGAAGAAAGGUACUCAGGGCUCCUCUCAAUCUUUAUGUGUCAUCUAGAAAUGGGGGAAGUGGUGGGCAAGUUACACAAAUGAGGAGAUGAACUGCAAAAAUUUGUAGGCUAAGGAGUGGAUGAUGGUGCAUGAAUAUGAGUGUUUAUGUUAUAUAAACAUUAACUUUUUUCUUUUGUUAUUCUGAAAAAUGGUUUAUGCAUGGUGUAUGAAAACUUGUUUUUGUGUGAUGGGCACUUAUUAUUAUGAUAUUUUUAAAUGAAUGUGA
Molecule: messenger RNA, 534 nt
Organism: Cuscuta epithymum
Lineage: Eukaryota; Viridiplantae; Streptophyta; Magnoliopsida; Solanales; Convolvulaceae
Source: the annotation of a GenBank genome assembly